ACGGCCGCCUUCCGCUCGGAGCCGGGCGUGAAAACGCAAUUCAUAGAACCAAUUCGUACGACUCAUCACAACCAACUAACAAUCGAACCAAAGUCUUGUUCUUCCACGGAGAGAGAGAGAGAGAGAGAGAGAGAGGAACCUCCGAAGCCAAAAAAACCCUAGAUUCGUCUUCUCUCUCUUCUCACAUUCUUCACAGAUUUUUUAAAUGUGCGCCUUGCAUCCAAAAGGCUCGCGCCUACGCUCCAUGCCCUCUUGUGCCUCUGCCUCAGUGCACCUUGAGCCUUUGGCAAGGGCCCUUUAAUUUUCUCAACGGGGAUUAAUGAGCGGCUAGUUGAAAUACAGUUCUUGCUCACCCGUUAGCAAUUUUGGCAUGAGGCAAUCUGAUACAUUAAUAACCUGAUCCCAUCAUUAUUAAGGACAGCAGUGUAAUUUUGAUACCAUUUGAUGACUAAUCCGACCAAGGGUAUAAAGGUCAUAUGAAAUGGAGGUUGGAGGCUUUAAAAGGUCUUCUCCAAGCCCUAGAAGCAUCGACUCAAUUGAGUUUAUGGCUGCUUCUCCGCAUGAUCUAUGCUUUCCAGUAUGGGUUCUUCUCUGAAAAUCCGCCGACUCAAUUGAGUUUAUGGCUGCUCUUCGACAUGAUAGGUUCAUAUAGUAUGGCUUCAGUAACCCGUCGUUUUUGCUGAACAUCCUUCCAACUCAUUAAUGAAAAUUCAUCUUUUUUUGUUGAAGCACCAGAUAAGUUUCUGGUGUUCGAAGUCCAUCUGCAAAGCACCCCCAAGAGAUCUGGACAUUCAGACGAUUCUUCAAGAACUCCAGAACUUCUGCAAGAGUAUCUGAAAUCAGGAUAGAUUUCUUAAGUUGCCUUGACAAGUAAGAAGACAUUGAAGAAAUACACAGCAUCAUCUAAAUGCAAAAUGUCUGAACAACCUCCAAAGACAAGCAAGAAGACAUUGAAGAAUCAGGAGCUGAGAAAAAUGUCUUCAAGUGCUAAGGAUCAGCCUUCUUCACGGAAACAUCAGAGGAAAGGUCAAAACCCUGUUCGGAUUCCACCUGCUACAGGGUGUCAGGAUUUUGGUUGUUCAAAUUCAUGGAUCUGUAAAAAUUCUGCAUGUAGAGCUGUCCUGUCAAUCGAUGACACAUUCUGCAAGAGGUGCUCUUGUUGCAUCUGUCACUUAUUUGAUGACAACAAGGAUCCUAGUCUUUGGUUGGUGUGCACAUCUGAAUCUGGCAACAAAGACUCCUGUGGUUUAUCUUGUCACAUUGAGUGUGCACUCCAACAUCAAAAGGUGGGAGUUGUUGAUCUUGGCCAGUUGAUGCAGCUAGAUGGGAGUUAUUGCUGUGCAUCAUGUGGUAAAGUUUCAGGAAUACUUGGAUGUUGGAAGAAGCAACUUAAUUUAGCAAAGGAUGCUCGCCGAGUUGAUGUCCUUUGUUAUAGGAUAUUCUUGAGUUACAGGCUCCUGGAUGGGACUUCCAAGUUUAAAGAACUGCAUGAAAUUGUGAGUGAUGUGAAGGCCAAGCUAGAAACGGAGGUGGGUCCAGUGAAUGGAUUGUCAGUCAAGAUGGCACGGGGUAUUGUCAGUAGACUCUCUAUUGCAGGAGAAGUUCAAAGACUCUGCACUCUUGCAAUUGACAAAGCAGAUGAAUGGCUGGGUGCUGUUUCUGACACAAACAAUUAUAGAGAGGGAUCACUUCCUGCAGCUUGUAGAUUUCACUUUGAAGAAGUGACAGCUUCUUCAGUUGUGCUUGUUUUGAUAGAAUUAUCCGCCACAUCAGUUAAUGAUAUCGAGGGAUACAAGUUGUGGUAUUGCAAGAGCAGAAAUGAGACACACCCAAAAGAGCCUAUUUGUGUUUUCCCCAGGACAGAGAGAAAGAUUUUGAUAUCCAACCUGCAACCAUGCACAGAGUACUCCUUUAGGAUAAUUUCGUACACAGAAGCUGGUGACUUGGGACAUUCUGAGGCAAAAUGUUUUACCAAGAGCAUUGAGAUAAUUCAAAAGAAUCCCAGUUCGCAUGCCCCGAAAUCUGAAAAUGGAGGAAGUUCUGAAGUCAGGGUGGAGCCUAACACUGCAGCAGCCAUUGAAUGUUCUUCCAGCUUCAAGGUCCGAGACCUUGGGAAGAUCCUGCACCUGGUUCAAGCUCAAGAACAGGGCUGCCUUGAGGGCAUUUCUGGGAUAGACAUAGAUGAAUGUUGUCAAGUUAAUGAUAUGAUUAAGCCUCUGGAAAUUUCCAAGGAUCAGCUGCCAGCUGUUCCAGACUUGAAUGUCGCUUCAGUGCCUGAUCUCAAUGAGGAGCUCACCCCUCCUUCAUCCUCUAGGGAUGACGAGGACAACACUUUAGUUCAGGAUGAUGCUCUCUCUCAUGGCACUGGGAAGAAUGGUAUAGCAAGAUCACAUGGUAGUGGUGACUCUCAGAACUGGGCACAUGGUGCAUCUGCAGAAGUGCUAGCAAGGUCACUAGCCACAAACGAAGAUACACAUGACUGCAAUAGCAUUCUAACAAAUGGGUCACCAUUGUGUGUCACCGAAGGAACAGGGUGCUUGGAUGAGAAUUUUGAAUACUGUGUGAAGAUCAUUCGGUGGUUGGAAUGUGAAGGUCACAUUAAACAGGAUUUCAGGCUGAAAUUUUUAACAUGGUUUAGCUUGAGAGCAACUGAGCAGGAACGAAGGGUGGUCAACACCUUUGUUCAAACCCUGAUUGAUGAUCCAAGUGGCUUAGCUGCUCAACUGGUUGACUCCUUUUCAGAUAUCGUAUCCAGCAAGAGGCAGCGCAAUGGUUUUUGUAGCAAACUGUGGCACUGACAACUCAAAGGCGUUAUUCAGGACAGGAUUACUCUUUUCAAUUGAUGCUCAUCUUAAACUCUGGUAACUUAACUGCGGAUUGCUUCACCGGUCAUCUGUACAUGCAUUUCUUAAUCACCAUUGGAAGCAAUUCAUUUAUAUUAUGGACAGCAUUAGAGGGUUUUCAGUAGCUGUUUGCAGGGAUAGUUCCUGAUUUUCUCAGCAGGCAGAUUUGGUCAUUCAAUCAAUUAGUUCUGAAACAGUGAGGUUGACAUGGCAAUGGAGAAUUAGGCAUGAAGAUCAAGUAGCUCUUUUUAUUUAUUGUCUUUCAAUAUGAUUUGUAGAAUGUUGAUGAAUGUUUUGCACCGUUGCAUUUCUGGUUUGUUUUGAUGAAAAUUUGGAUGAUUUAUCUUUA
Messenger RNA from Diospyros lotus (date-plum), 3192 nucleotides. Its product is annotated as VIN3-like protein 1. Gene Ontology annotation, molecular function: protein binding. The transcript is spliced from 7 exons. The coding region runs from base 915 to 2798 and encodes 627 amino acids. Gene Ontology annotation, biological process: vernalization response; epigenetic regulation of gene expression. NCBI's taxonomy places the organism in Eukaryota, Viridiplantae, Streptophyta, Magnoliopsida, Ericales, Ebenaceae. The record is from RefSeq and is a predicted model, not a curated record.